Lasiodiplodia theobromae is the source of this 1251-nucleotide messenger RNA. RefSeq names its product Acyltransferase 3. Gene Ontology annotation, cellular component: membrane. Gene Ontology annotation, molecular function: acyltransferase activity, transferring groups other than amino-acyl groups. Lineage: Eukaryota; Fungi; Ascomycota; Dothideomycetes; Botryosphaeriales; Botryosphaeriaceae. Bases 1 to 1251 code for a protein of 416 amino acids. The record is from RefSeq and is a predicted model, not a curated record. Gene Ontology annotation, biological process: polysaccharide biosynthetic process. The transcript has a single exon.
AUGGUCUCGAUAUUUUUCGUCGUUGGCGGCUAUGUGUCCUCGGCAAAAGCCAUCAAACUUGCGCGACAGCGACCGCACCAGCACGAACAGGUCUACUUGACCUUGACGUCGUCGCUGUUCCGCCGGGGCAUCCGGCUCUACUUGCCUGCCUUGGUCUCCACCUUCAUCACCCUGUGCGCCAUCCGCCUCGGUCUCUGGGAACCGGCGAGGCAGUACACAACCAUGCCUUAUAUCUUCCAAGCCGACAACCAUCACCAGCGAUUGCCGAGUUUCGGCGAACAGCUCGCGGACUGGUGGAGCGAGUUCAUGGGCCUGACGAACAUCUGGUCUUACUACAACUACUCGCACUGGCAGCCAUAUUACAACAAGUACGACCCGCACCUAUGGACUGUGCCAAUGGAGAUGAGGGGCAGCCUCGUUGUCAGUCUCGCACUCUUGGGGCUUCUCCGAUGUCGAGCCUGGUGGCGUUUCGUUCUCAUGUCCGCAACCGUUGUUUUCUGCGUCUACUGGGACCGUUGGGAGUGUAUGGACUUUGUGCUGGGCGCCAUGCUUGCGGAAGGGCACAUGGCCAUUUCGGAGAGGUUAAAGAGCGGUGAUGGAGCUGCGACUGCUGACGCUCAAGAUCCAAAUCGAGAAUGCAGCCAGGUGGCCGAUGAAGAGGAGAUGGAAGUGAUGGAAAUGCUACUAGAAAAGCCGAGAUGGGCAACUUCGCUAACUGCAUCUCCCAUUCAGACGUUGGAACGAUGGGCGAGAAAUUCCGCAGUGCGACUAGGCAUCCGCAUUGCCCUUUUCAUCCUUUCCAUGUGGUUCCUUUCCGCACCAAGCCACCGCUACGAGAUGUCUACUGGUUAUUCAAUCAUACCUUAUCUUGUCCCAAAAAGCAUAUCUGAUCCUAAGCGCUUCAUCCACGGAAUCGGCUCGGCACUUCUGGUGGUUUCAGUCUCCUGUACGCCCCUGCUGCAGAAGUUUUUCAACCAUGCCAUACCACAAUAUCUCGGAAAGAUCAGCUAUGCUCUUUACAUCUGCCACGGCCCGGUGAUCCAUAUGUUAGGCAUGUGGAUAACUCCAACCAUUUGGCGGGUUACUGGGUAUGAGACAAUGAGUGGAUGGCUGGUUGGAUUUUGCCUUGGUAGCUGUAUGGUGAUCGUGGUUGUGCUUUGGGCUGCUGAUUUGUUCUGGAGGAUGGUCGACACGAGGUGUGUGACCGUAGCUCGCUGGUUUGAGGGAAUUUGCUUUGAGAAAGAAGACUGA